CUUGAGCUGCCGAGGAUCUCAGAGCAGACUUUGCCGGAGCACCUGCCAGAAACAUGUCCCACAACGACGUAACUACCACGAGGCACAUGGUGGCGGUCAUAGCAACGGUGGAAGAAUGGUCCUCUCUGAAAUCUCUGCUGCGGGACAGCGCUGGAGAUAAGGACCACCGGUCAACCUUCAGCUCUCUGGGAUCAAACCAAGUCUGUGACCUCACAGUGCAUGGUCACUUCAUCAGUUUGCACUAUGCAGAUUUAUAACAAGACAUGACAGAAGAGGCCAUCAGCAAUGCAAUAGAUGGCUGCUUUAAGUCUUGCACAGAUGGAGUCAGUAUAUUCCUGCUGCUGAUCCAAGGUGGACAUUAUACAAAGAGGGAAAGAAGACUGAUAGAGAUCCUGCAGACACACUUUGGAGCUGAGGCUCUAAAAUAUCUUGUAAUUCUCUCUCUGGAAGACGGAAAGGUGGUCGACGCUCUGGAUGAUGCCCUCAUGGAGUUAAUAAACGUGUGUGAUGGAAGAUACUGCCGCAUCACAUCAUCUGCCGCAGGACACAAGAUGCGCGCGCUGCUUGAGAUGAUCGACUACACGCUCGCUGAGAAUGGAGUGAGCGGUUACACCGACACCAUGCUGGCCGAAGCGAGGAAAAGGAGCACGGAGGACUCGGCCAUGAUGAUGCUGAAACAGAAGGUGCGAGAGGCAGAGGAGAAGGAGCAGACCUUCGGGCAGCUGGUUCAACAGCAAGAGGAGAGAAGAGCCAGAGAAAUGGAGGCGCUCAGGUUGAAGCACGCUGAGGAGAGAAAGAAGGAGGCGGCUGAAAGAAAGCAAUAUAAGACAAAGAGAGAGGGCCUUGAGGAGGCUGUGAUGAGCCAUAGAGCCAUGCUGCAGCUCCAGGUAACUGCCACUGAAGAUGAUGAGACAAAGAAGAUGUCUGUCAUCCUGUUGGGUCUCUCUGGCAGUGGGAAGACUUCUGCAAAAAAUCUAAUUCUAGAGAGAGCAUGUAACCAAUACUCUGCUCAUGAGUCCAGCCAUGAAAUCCCACAGUCAACCUUGACUUGUGAGAGAAAAGAGGUGUUUGCAGCAGGGAGGCGACUCAUCCUGGUGGACACCCCCGAGCUGUGGGAUGAAGACGGGGCAGAAAAUCUGGAGCUGGUCAAGGAUUGCUUGGCUUUGUCCCUCCCAGGACCACAUGUGUUUUUGCUGGUGCUCCAGGUGGGACGCUUCACCCAGGGUGAGAGCGAGAUGAUGGGGCACCUGCAGAAGACCUUUGGACGAGAGGUCGCGGAGCACGCCAUCGUUCUGUUUGUCCGCUUUGACGGUAACCAGCACAGGCCUCAGAGGAUCAACGACUACGUGGCCGGAGCUCAUUCAGCCCUGCAGGAUCUGUUGCGAAAGUGUGGGAGUCGCUAUUAUGAGGUGAAUGUCACAAAGUCCCAGAAUGCUUUGAGCUACCCUCAAGUGAAAGACCUGCUUUCAGGGAUGAACAAACUGGUUGCGUCACACGGGGGACGCUCCUGCUCAGUGAGGAGAUUUCCUGUGCAGGAGCUGCAGGACAGGAAGACGGUGAUCGAGGAGAGACAGGAGGGGGUGCAGGAAGUAAACUACUUAUUGAGAGAAGCUGAAUGAGGGGAGACACUAUGUAUGCAAAACCUGUACAACGUCAUACAAUCUGUGAUUAAGAUUUCCUCCUUGAAGCAUGAAAUGUUCAUUUUCUGGUGAUGCAUUUAUUCAUUCAGUCACUGCAGGCAUUUUGAAUCAGAUUGAAUUACAAUGCAAAUGUAUUACUUUUAAAUAAGAUGCUGUCAUGAUUUGCUUUUGAAAGCUGGAUUGAUCUAAAUGAGUGGAUUUCACAAAAUCUGCAAUUUAUGGGGUUUACUUACUAUAUUUUUUAGACUGUAUUCAUAUGCUAUAGACAUAAAUGCAAGUGACAUACAGAUAAUAUUAUAUUAAAUGUUGGUGUUGUGGGGAUUUUCCAGAUUAAAAGGCAGAGUGGAACAUAUCAGGAAUAAUUCGUGACAUGUUUAUCUGCACCGAGCAGAGAGGGGAGGAAAAGAAAAAGCACAGCUGCAGAUUUGAUGUACUUUUUGGACUUCCCCAUGGGUACGAGGACUGAUCUGACAAGUUCAUGAGAUGUGCUUGUUUGAUAUGUCGAUUGCCUAACAGUCGCUUCCUCAAACAGCAUUCUUCAGAUGUACUCAGCUGCCAACAAACUCAUGCAACUGCACAAAAGAUUGAUGAUAAAUGUGGUUUAGAUUUCCCUAUCGCGGUUAUUAACUAUUUCUGUUCGAUCUGUGACUGAGUUUGAUGUAAUGGCUUGUAAUUUAACACUUAUGAUGGGUUUUGUUAUUUGCAGUUAGUCUGCUCAUCUUUACACUCAUUACAGUCUUUUAUAUGGUUUGAUGAA
Molecule: messenger RNA, 2397 nt
Organism: Seriola aureovittata
Lineage: Eukaryota; Metazoa; Chordata; Actinopteri; Carangiformes; Carangidae
Product: GTPase IMAP family member 6-like
Exons: 3
Coding region: 264-1619 (451 amino acids)
Molecular function (GO): GTP binding
Source: RefSeq, a predicted model, not a curated record